Messenger RNA from Fonsecaea nubica, 351 nucleotides. RefSeq lists its product as hypothetical. Bases 1 to 351 code for a protein of 116 amino acids. The transcript is spliced from 2 exons. The record is from RefSeq and is a predicted model, not a curated record. Lineage: Eukaryota; Fungi; Ascomycota; Eurotiomycetes; Chaetothyriales; Herpotrichiellaceae.
AUGUCGGUUCGUUCAGUGAAUAACCUCAUAGGUCGCAAGGUAUUCCAUUUCAUGGAACUUGCUGAUGCAGCAAGCGGCUCCAAAAGUCGGGAGCCCACUCACCGCGGCGUCCAGUUCAACGUACAGGUCCUCCGAAGGAUAACGAAGAAGCUGUCGGAAGACCCCGCUGCCGACAUUACAACCCUCCUCCGUACACAAUGUGUCGAACGUCGAAGGACAUCAAUCCCGCCCAAAGAGCAACGCUUCCAGUUCCAGAGGAAUUCUGCCUCACCCUGGACUCCGAAUGCCUCCAAAUUCGUCGACCAAAAACUUGCUGCUUUCGGCCGUUCAAACCCCACUCAGGCGUCGUAA